This is a messenger RNA of Opisthorchis viverrini, 1639 nucleotides long. RefSeq lists its product as hypothetical. Lineage: Eukaryota; Metazoa; Platyhelminthes; Trematoda; Opisthorchiida; Opisthorchiidae. The transcript is spliced from 10 exons. The annotation marks the transcript as partial. The record is from RefSeq and is a predicted model, not a curated record. Gene Ontology annotation, molecular function: cell adhesion molecule binding. Gene Ontology annotation, biological process: cell-cell adhesion. Gene Ontology annotation, cellular component: cell-cell junction.
UGCGGAUAUACGACCACCGAGUCAUGCUGUAUCUCUUGUGGUCCGCACUAUUUAUCGUACCACACAUAGCCAAAGCAAGCACCGAAGGUUGGAUUGGCCUUUUAUUCUUAACAUUUCAUUAGUUGUUCAAUGGGUCAAUGAAACUGAGAAUUUCAGCGUUUGUUGUACACUUAAGCCAAAAGGUGAUCAAGCCGUGAUUCUCAAACUCAACGACAAACGUCUACAAGCGAUCAUCGAAUCCGAUUCCGGAUAUGAACGUUUUCUGGCCUACGAAGAACAUUUUUUUAAAGAUAACCCACAGUGGGCGGUGGAUCCCUUGUCUAAGCCUGAGUCCCAGAUGUGCGUUCACAAAAUUGGGGAUAUACCGAUGGAACUGAAUGCAAACGUGACUGUUGCUUGUGAAAAAAUCGCAAGGAUGGGUCUUGGAUCAGUGAAUGAAAGGGAGUUGAUUCGGAUCAAAGUAUAUCGACGGGUUGCAAUCAUCAACGUUCCGGACACCUACAGAGUAAAGGAGAAGGAGACAGCCAUCUUGACGUGCAACGCAACGGGAUAUCCCGAUCUUCACCUAAGUUGGAAAUCAAAGGAUAACGGAGAAUUACUGAAGGAAAACCGAUACAACAAACCGAACGGCCUUCUCGAACUGAUUUUGAACAAUGUGACAAGCAACCAACACGACACUUCUUACGUAUGCGAAGCCCGUACAAGUUAUCCGGUAGGCACCCCACCGGUGACUGCAGAAACCAAACUUGAAGUGUAUCUUCUGCCGACGAUCAAGAUGGAUUCGUACACGAUUCACACAGAACUAGGCGCACAGGAAAGUUUUCAAAUUUACGUAACUGGCUUUCCCGUACCGUCGUUGGUGUGUGAUGGCCUAGAGGUUGAAGGGCCACGUAAAAUUUGGGACGAACCUCGAGGUGGAACGCAUGCAUUUCUUGUGACAGUGGACAGCGUGAAACAAGAUCAUUUGACCACGUUCAUUUGUGAAGCGUCAAAUGAAGCAGGUAGCAAAAUAAAGGAGAUUACGUUUACGGUGGCACCUGCAAGACCGGUAAUUCUGUCACCGAACUGGACUUCCCAUGCUGAUUACUACUUGGUACAUUGGCGGACUCACUCCAGAGUUCCACUUGAAAAUGUGACACUGGAGGUCGAAGAGUACAACUCAAAUUCCACGGCCGGUCCAGUGAACCAGCGCAACAGAAAGCUUUUUUACAGUCUGGACCCAAACACAAUGGACAAGAAUGAGGUUUCCUUGGUAGCUCCUGGAGACAAUAAACAGGAACUAGAAGUACCAAGCACGGGCCCGUGGGAGCAGUUGGUUUGGCAUCAUUUGAGCAACCUGAGUGCGAAUACAGACCAUAUCCUCAGCGUAACAGUGUGUAACAAAUAUGACUGUGCCAGCUCCGUAGUCGACUCGGUGACCAAUAAUCCAUCGACGUUCACAUUCCGUACGGCCAAGUAUGACGGUUCAAACAAAAUCAAACCUGGACUACUCGCUCUUCCACCCAUGCAGCUUGCGAAAUUGCAAGAAGAAAAGUUCGAAAUGACCGUCACGCAAAUGGGUGGCAGGAUGGCCCGCCGUAAAACCAAUUCCUUCAUGGUACAUGCUUUUGUUGUCUGGAUCUUGUGCGCAAACCCGUGA